AUGAUCUUGACCCUCCUAAUACGUAGCGACAUCUCUCCUGCCUCCACCUGUAAAGCUGUUACUGCAACUCAAACAAGCUCAAGUAAUGACUCCAUCACCUCACCUCCAAUCACGACCACCACAUCUCUCACCUCCACACAACCCACCUCAACCUUACACACAUCCACCAGCAUCACGGUUUCUUCUUGUGAGUUUGUGACUGUUCAUACACACUUACACACAGGUCAGUACAGCGUUUUGAAGAGUGUGAAAGAAAAUGAAGCUCAUGUGGUGAAUAUCAAGGGCUCUAAGGACCAAAUAUACACAAUCAGGAUAAAGGAGAAGCACAAUGAGAUCCGUGCUGCGGAAAUAUAUAACCAAACUGUCUUUAAAAUUCCUUUUGAAUGGUUAAAACCAUGCACUGUGUACACCGUCAGUGUGGAUGACUGUAAACUCAGUGGAAACAACAUCUUUACUUCCAGUAAAAAAGUGGAAACUCUUAAAAAAACUGUUGUGACAAGCGUGACAGAUAAUGAAGUGUGUUUGAAAGGAGAAUUCACUGGUAUUCAAUGGGAUCUGACUGAAUGUGUUGAAAUAACGGAGCAAAACUCUUGUGCCCACACACACACCGUUGUACUGGACACAUGUAACUACACAAUGAAUGUUGCUCUGCCCCCAGUCAAGCCGCAAAUAAACUUCAAGAAAACUAUUCCCUCUCAGUUUGAAUGGAUGAAUAAACCAGAACGAUGUAAUGCUGCACUGCUUAACAUCAACUGCAUCAAUAAUGAGAACAGUAAGUAA
Messenger RNA from Carassius auratus (goldfish), 780 nucleotides. Its product is annotated as receptor-type tyrosine-protein phosphatase C-like. The coding region runs from base 1 to 780 and encodes 259 amino acids. The record is from RefSeq and is a predicted model, not a curated record. Lineage: Eukaryota; Metazoa; Chordata; Actinopteri; Cypriniformes; Cyprinidae. The transcript is spliced from 5 exons.